This is a messenger RNA of Pogonomyrmex barbatus (red harvester ant), 1264 nucleotides long. RefSeq names its product mevalonate kinase-like. Gene Ontology annotation, molecular function: ATP binding; mevalonate kinase activity. Gene Ontology annotation, cellular component: cytoplasm; cytosol. Gene Ontology annotation, biological process: cholesterol biosynthetic process; isoprenoid biosynthetic process; isopentenyl diphosphate biosynthetic process, mevalonate pathway. NCBI's taxonomy places the organism in Eukaryota, Metazoa, Arthropoda, Insecta, Hymenoptera, Formicidae. The record is from RefSeq and is a predicted model, not a curated record.
AUGUAUAGAUUCAACAUAUCCGCACCAGGUGCGAUAUAUUUACAUGGAGAUCCUGUGUUAGGAUAUGCGAAAUCUGCCGUGAUAGCAGGCUUAAAUCUGCGUACAAAACUCUCAUUCACAUCGUUAUUUCCAAGAAUGGUUCCGACAGAAUAUAUCGAACUAGAUUUUUCCACUAUCAAUUUAUACGUGAAGAUACCUUUGAACAUAGUUCUUAAAACCUUCUUUGAUAAAAAUGUUGUUCGUAAAACUGACAUGGAUGAUAUUCAUGACGCAAUAAAAGAUUUUGUCGAUUCGUUAGAAACAUGUAACGGUACAUAUAAACCUGACAAUCUUCACCAUCGGUUAAGUUUACAAGCAUUCUUCUUCUUGCUUGUCGCUAUCGCCUACAAAGAAACGAUUAAUAUAACAGCCACGUUUAUCGUAAAAUUAUCGUCGGAAUUGGCGAUCGGAGAAAGUCUGGGCAGCUCACAAGCGUUCGCGGUAUGUCUCGCGGCAUGCUUCUGGCGUUGGUCAAAUCUUCAAAAAGGAACGGUCAUUUAUGAAUUCACACUUGAAAGUGAACAAAAAAUACUAUUUUACGGGGGGAUAUGCGAUAACAUGGUGUACAAAUGUCAGAACGCUUUUAAAAUUCUCGUAUCCAUACGUGGCUCGAUAGUUGAAACCAAGAAAUGGUUAAUGCAAAAGUAUACCGAUUUCCCUAAUAUAAAGAUCUUGCUUGUCUUUUCGAAUGUUAGUCUGAAUCAUGUGCAUAUUCCCCCCCCUGUGAGGGGAGACAGAGGUUCAUUCAUGAAACAUUUUCUGGAUAUUAUAAAUGUUAUAUCGAAAGAAUCUAUUCAAUUGUUCGACAUGAUUCGGCCAAAAGAAUUAGAACAAAAUCAGGAAUCUAAUGUAGAGGAGUCACUUUCUAUCGAUCUACAGACUCACUAUGAAAAAUUAUCGGAUCUUAUUAAUAUAAAUCAAGGAUUACUCACAGCAUUAGAUAUGUCGGAUGCAAAUAUAAACAUUGUUUGCGCAAUUGCCCAAAAGUAUUCAUUAAAGGCAAAAGCGACGGGCAGAGGUAGAGGUGGAUACGUAUUCAUUUUAUUACCACCAAAUAUCAAAGACAAAAUCGUCCAUCAACUCAUACACGAAUACGUACUGCACGAUUUUCCUGCCAUUUUAACCAAUUUAUGUGGAAAGUGGAAUGGAGUGAGAGUUGAAUAACAUAUUGAAGCAAACAAUUUAAUAGUGAAAUUUAAAUAGUAUAUUAAUAUAAUUAUAUUAU